Molecule: messenger RNA, 2305 nt
Organism: Aspergillus ibericus CBS 121593
Lineage: Eukaryota; Fungi; Ascomycota; Eurotiomycetes; Eurotiales; Aspergillaceae
Product: high affinity methionine permease
Exons: 9
Coding region: 491-2245 (584 amino acids)
Biological process (GO): amino acid transmembrane transport
Cellular component (GO): membrane
Molecular function (GO): L-amino acid transmembrane transporter activity
Source: RefSeq, a predicted model, not a curated record
CCUCACUCGGCAUUUGCGUUCCAGCUACCACCCUAGCAAGGCUCGACGCUUCUUUCUGCAAGUUGAAUUGCUCCAAGGCUUCUUUCUGGAAUUAACUAAUUACGAUCACGAGCUCUCACCCGUGCGUGGUUCAUCUCUCUAACUUCAAGCAGCAGGCACCCAUCGCAAACAGCCAACUCCACGACUCCACCAGAUCAAGACGCAACAUAAGAUUGACUUCCCCGCAUCGCUUAAGCUAAGCAAGCACCUCAUCUUCCUUAUCAUGUCAUGUUUACACCCUAAAUUCACGAGAAUCGCGGACCGGGAAUCACGCCAUUGGAGCCCGCAAUGAGCAUCGCUGCGUGCUUGUACCACCUCCCUCGUCCUCGCAUAGCUUGACCAUCGCCGGACCUAUAUUAUAACUCCGGAGAACCACCAAAAAUGGCAGAAAGAAGUCACUCAGCUCCCCAAUUCCUUGUGUGUGUCUGACCGACACCUCGUGCCAAACACAAUGGGCUUCCUACCCUUUAGUACCGAGACAAAGGAAACGGAGGCGACCUCAGAGCAAUCCAGCGAAAGACUCAGCGUUAUCGACGAUGGCAACUUACAAUAUACCGCUGGUGGGGGUGCGAAUUCCUCCAAGCUCACGUACCAGGAGGCGAGUGGUGCUCCGAUCGAGGCCAAUUCUCCGCUGGGGUACUCGGUAGGUGCGGUGACGGUCAUAUUCUUGAACCUGAGUAAGAUGAUAGGGACGGGUGUUUUUUCUACUCCAUCCACCGUCCUGGACGGCGCCGGAUCCGUCGGCCUAAGUCUCUUCUACUGGGUGAUCGGGUUCUUCAUGGCAUGGAGCAUGCUCUCCGUGUACUUGGAAUUCGUGUCCUACUUCCCUAGUCGGUCGGGCUCCGAGGUGGUGUACCUGGAACAAGCAUAUCCCAGACCGAAGUAUUUCUUCCCGACGGUGUUUGCGAUGCAGACUGUCUUGUUUUCCUUCAGUAGCAGUAAUGCUGUUGUGCUGGCAGAGUAUCUAUUUAAGCUGGCGGAUGCAGAUACCACGGCAUGGAAGGAAAAGGGUGUCGCGGUAGCAGCAUAUACCGUUGCUGUGCUUUUGCUGACCUUCAAUACUAAAUGGUCGCUCUGGCUCGCCAAUGCUAUCGGUGUUGUCAAAUUGGUUACUUUGGUAUUCAUCGGCAUCACCGGCCUCGUCGUUCUCGGCGGUCACACCCCGGUCACAGACCCUCUGGUCAAUUUCCGUGAUGCCUUCUCGGGGACAUCUGGAGCAUCCGUGUACGGAGCAACCAAUGCCUUGGUGAAAGUGAUGUUUUCUUAUGCUGGAUACGAAAACGCCUGCAACGUCGUGAAUGAAGUCAAGAAUCCUGUCAAAACCCUCCGUUGGAGUGCCCCUGCUGCUCUGUUCCUCACAGCCGUGCUCUACAUCCUGGUCAAUAUCGCUUACUUCUCUGCUGCCAGCAAAGAAGAGAUCCUCAACUCGGAAGUCACAGCAGCGAGUCUCUUCUUUGAGAAGGUCUUUGGCACAUCAGGUGCAUCCAGGGCACUGAAUGUCUUGAUCUGCCUUAGUGCAUUCGGAAAUCUUCUGGCCGUAUUAAUCGGCCAGUCCCGCAUGUUGCGAGAAUGCGGACGACAAGGCGUGCUCCCCUUCACCGAGUUUUGGACUUCUACUCGUCCUUUCGGAACACCUUUGGGCCCCUACUUCCUAAAGUGGGCUCUUACCGUUAUCAUGAUCCUCGCGCCUCCGGCCGGUGAUGCCUUCAACUUCAUUGUCGACUUGAGCGUCUACCCCGCCAACCUCUUCAACUUCCUCCUCGCAAUUGGUAUUCUCAUCACCCGGUACCGGCGCCAACGGCUCAAUUUCCCUUCUUCCGGAUACAAAGCCUGGACAGUAUCAGUGUAUUUCGCCAUUCUAUCAAGCUUAUAUAUGCUCGUUGCACCAUGGUAUCCACCCAGCACCGGUGCAGAUGGUGGAGAUGUGAGCUUUUGGUACGCCACAUAUUGCGUUGUUGGCCUUGCGAUUAUCGCCGCCUGCGGAGCAUACUAUUACCUCUGGAUCAAGAUCCUACCGCGGCUGGGCAAGUACGAGCUUCGCCAAACAAUCAUCAAUGUCGGUGGGGAUGCGACAGCACAUAAGCUGGUCAGAGUACCAGUUUCGGAAGUGGAAGAGUGGGAUCGAGAACACGAUGCCGCCGGACGGGUGAGGAGAAGAAAUGUGGCUCAGGAAGAGGUUUUGACGAAGUCAGCUUUGGAUGCGUGAAUUGCCUCCAAAGCUGAAUUUCUCUAGAUAGUCCUUGACUGUACGGUAUGAAAACUCGAC